AUGAAAAUAGAAGAGGUUCGCAGCACAUCGAAAACUCAGAGAAUAGCAGCCCAUACACAUGUUAAGGGCCUUGGAUUAGAUGAAACCGGCACUGCUCUGUCAAAUGCAUGUGGACUUGUUGGUCAAGAGUGCGCGCGUGAAGCCGCUGGUAUUGUGGUAGAAAUGAUUAGAUCAAAGAAAAUGGCCGGGCGUGCGGUUUUAAUGGCAGGGCCCCCAGGGACUGGAAAGACUGCAAUAGCUUUAGCCAUUGCCCAGGAUCUUGGUGGAAAAGUUCCAUUUUGCCCGAUGGUUGGGAGUGAGGUUUACUCUUCCGAAAUAAAGAAGACGGAAGUUUUGAUGGAGAACUUCAGGAGAGCGAUAGGUUUGCGCAUAAAGGAGAUCAAAGAAGUAUAUGAAGGAGAAGUAACCGAGUUGACUCCGGUAGAGACGGAGAGUCCAACUGGAGGUUUCGGCAAAACAAUCAGUCAUGUUAUUAUCAGUUUGCGUACUGCCAAGGGUGUCAAACAACUGAAAUUGGACCCAUGUAUUUAUGAGAGUCUGCAGAAAGAACAUGUUGAGGUCGGGGAUGUAAUUUAUAUCGAAGCCAACUCCGGUGCAGUCAAGCGUCAGGGGAGAUGUGAUGUUUAUACAGCUGAAUAUGAUUUAGAAGCUGACGAGUAUGUCCCUCUCCCAAAAGGGGAAGUUCAUAAAAAGAAAGAUGUUGUUCAGGAUGUUACACUUCAUGAUCUGGAUGUAGCAAACGCCCGACCUCAAGGGGGCCAAGAUAUUGUCUCAAUGAUGGGCCAGCUCAUGAAGCCAAAGAAGACGGAAAUCACAGAUAAGCUAAGGAAGGAAAUCAACAAGGUUGUUAAUAAAUACAUAGAUCAAGGUAUCGCUGAACUUGUUCCUGGUGUGCUGUUUAUUGAUGAAGUACAUAUGCUAGACAUCGAAUGUUUCACCUAUCUUCAUCGAGCACUCGAAUCAACAAUCGCACCCAUCGUUAUUUUUGCUACCAAUCGGGGAAAAUGUACUAUCAGAGGCACUGAAGACAUUAUUUCUCCUCAUGGAAUCCCAUUAGAUCUACUAGAUCGUGUUAUGAUCAUACGCACUCUUCCUUAUUCUUGUGAAGAAGUAAUCCAAAUCCUACGUAUACGUGCACAAACUGAAGGGAUAAAAGUAUCUGAACAAGCAUUCACUUGCCUUGCAACUGUCGCUACAGAUACAACUUUACGAUAUGCUGUCCAACUUUUGACCCCGGCGUGUCGUCUUGCUCAACUGAGUGGACGAGAUGAAGUCGAACCUUCAGAUAUCGAAGAAGUAAGAUCUCUAUUUCUUAAUGCAAAGCAAUCUGCCAAAAUACUUACUGAACAUGAAAAUCAGUUUAUGCGCUGA
Messenger RNA from Schistosoma rodhaini, 1371 nucleotides. NCBI's taxonomy places the organism in Eukaryota, Metazoa, Platyhelminthes, Trematoda, Strigeidida, Schistosomatidae. The record is from the annotation of a GenBank genome assembly.